This is a messenger RNA of Dryobates pubescens (Downy woodpecker), 516 nucleotides long. RefSeq names its product fibroblast growth factor binding protein 3 (gene FGFBP3). Lineage: Eukaryota; Metazoa; Chordata; Aves; Piciformes; Picidae. Gene Ontology annotation, biological process: cell-cell signaling. The record is from RefSeq and is a predicted model, not a curated record. Gene Ontology annotation, molecular function: growth factor binding. The transcript has a single exon. Bases 1 to 516 code for a protein of 171 amino acids.
AUGAGCCUGCCCCUGGCUCUGCUGGUCCUGUCCGCUCUCGGGGUCGCCGCCGGUGGGGCGGGCCGGGAGGCGGAGGAGGCGGUGCAGUCGGGCAGGUUCUCGACGUCGGAGCAGCACCGCUGCAUCUGGGAGCUGCACUCAGCGGCGGGGGCCAGCGAGUUACGGCUGAGGUGCCGGCCGCCGAUGGGCGGCGGGGCGGCGCGGAGCUGCGCUUACCGCGGGGAGCCGCAGCGCUGCCCCGCUUACGGCGCCCGCAGCAGGCAGUACUGGCGGCAGAUCCUGGGCCGGCUGCGGCGACGGCAGCACCCCUGCACCCCGGGCAGCCCGCUUAGCGCCCGCCUCUGCGGCCCGGGCCGAGGCCCGCCCGAGGCGCAGCUCCGGCUGCUACCUGGUCCCGGCUCUGGGUCUUCCCCGCCGGCCACCACCGCGGAGGCCACGACAGACCCAACAGAGACCUACUGUGCCGAGCGGUGGCACUCUCUUUGUAGCUUCUUCGUCGGCUUCUGGGAGGGUUGA